CUAUCCGUUCCGGUUUUAUUUUUAUGGUGUGAUUUAAACUGGUUCUCGGUAGCAUCAACCAAUUUAUAUCCUGAGAAAACUCGAGAAAGCAGAAAAACAUGACUUUACGUCUUUACGGACUGCAGUCAUUGUCACGCAAUUUUUGCUUAAUCGGCUGUAGAAUGAUGGGUAACGAUCUCGGUGGUGGUGCUGGCAAAGGGGGAGGAACUGGAGGCACAAUCAGAGAGGCAGGUGGCACAUUCGGGAAGAUAGAGGCUGCCAGAGAAGAGGAAUAUAUCAGACGACUGCAAAAGCAGCAGCUCAAAGAAUUGAGGCGACACUUAAGUGUGGAGAUCAAUAUCCUUGAAAAGGAAGUCCGCAGUCAUCAGGAGGCUAUCAAGAGGCACAAGCAGAAAAUAUCCGAGCUUGCAGGAAAGUCAGACACAGAUUAAAUCUACAGAAACUACUUAGAGUUUGAUAUCUGUAAUUGAAAAGACCAGUGAGACAAUGUUGGACAAAUAGUGCUAAAAAAUGUGUAAAUAUGAGAAAACAUUUGUGUUUACAAUAAAAUUGUGAUAAUUGU
Messenger RNA from Saccostrea cuccullata (small rock oyster), 562 nucleotides. Its product is annotated as ATPase inhibitor mai-2, mitochondrial-like. Gene Ontology annotation, cellular component: mitochondrion. Gene Ontology annotation, biological process: negative regulation of ATP-dependent activity. The record is from RefSeq and is a predicted model, not a curated record. NCBI's taxonomy places the organism in Eukaryota, Metazoa, Mollusca, Bivalvia, Ostreida, Ostreidae. Gene Ontology annotation, molecular function: ATPase inhibitor activity. The coding region runs from base 99 to 431 and encodes 110 amino acids. The transcript is spliced from 5 exons.